Molecule: messenger RNA, 282 nt
Organism: Exophiala spinifera
Lineage: Eukaryota; Fungi; Ascomycota; Eurotiomycetes; Chaetothyriales; Herpotrichiellaceae
Exons: 3
Coding region: 1-282 (93 amino acids)
Biological process (GO): mitochondrial respiratory chain complex IV assembly
Cellular component (GO): mitochondrial inner membrane
Source: RefSeq, a predicted model, not a curated record
AUGCAUCCUACCCUCUCGCUCCAUCGGGGCAUUCUCAAGAGAUCCUCGUACUACAACCCCGACUACCGCACCGGCGCCGCGCUUAACCGCGCAAGACGACCGUACCUGUUCAAGAACAUGGUCACGGGCAUAGCAAUCUUUGGAUUCGCAAUUGGAGUUUUCGCAUUCACCCUCCGCGCCGUCGGCCAAGAGAGUUUCGACGACGUGAUUGUCCCCGACGCUCCAGCCGCGAAGCAAUCUCCCAAGACGCCGACGGCGCAAGCAAACGGAAUGAGAUCGUGA